Messenger RNA from Ceratitis capitata (Mediterranean fruit fly), 467 nucleotides. RefSeq names its product pupal cuticle protein C1B-like. The record is from RefSeq and is a predicted model, not a curated record. Bases 39 to 377 code for a protein of 112 amino acids. Lineage: Eukaryota; Metazoa; Arthropoda; Insecta; Diptera; Tephritidae. The transcript has 2 exons.
UUCAAUUGCACAGACAACAAACCUCUAAAACUAUCAAAAUGUUUAAAUUGCUCGCAGUCUGCUUCUUCGCUCUCUUCGCUGUUGCCUUCGGUGCUGCUAAGCCCGGUUUGUUGGCUGCUCCCGUCGCGUAUUCAGCUCCGUUAGCCGCUGCUCCUCUUGCUGCUGCCUACGCUUCUCCAGUUGCCGCCGCUUAUGCCGCUCCCGUUGCCUACACCGCCGGAUAUGCUGGUUACGUCGCUCCAUAUGCCAGCAGCUACUCAGCUCACUCCAUCGCACACUCUGCCGCUUUCCCAGCUGCUUAUGCUGCCGCUCCAGUAGUUGCUGCUCCAGCCCCUGUUGUUGCUGCUGCUCCAGCUGUUGCCGUAUUGAAGAAAUAAACCUGAAGCCUGUGAAAAGCCUACAUUCUUACUGUGAUUAACUAAAUCUUAUCGAAAUAAAAUAAAUACUGAAAAUCUUUUGAAACGAAA